Molecule: messenger RNA, 739 nt
Organism: Lasiosphaeria miniovina
Lineage: Eukaryota; Fungi; Ascomycota; Sordariomycetes; Sordariales; Lasiosphaeriaceae
Exons: 1
Coding region: 81-614 (177 amino acids)
Source: RefSeq, a predicted model, not a curated record
AUCGAUAUCAAUACAGGAAUUGCCAGCUGAACUGUAGUUCUCUCAUCACGCAUCACGCACCACGCAUCACGCACCACGCAAUGGCAACAGCCACAGCCCCCCUCGCGCAGCACCUCAAGGCACGCUACCUAGCCUACCGCGCCGCGACCGACUUCGACGCCAAGGGCCUGUUCUACUCGGACUCGUGCCUGCAGAUCUGCCGGCCGCAGCCGUCGUACGCGGCACAGGACCGCGCGACCAUCGUGCAGUACCUGCGCGAGGCGGCCGCGGGCGGCAUGAACCUCGCCACCUCUUCUACCCAGCAAGUGCCGCCGAUGAAGGGCUGCACGAUCCGCCUGGCGACGGCGGACGAGUUCGAGUUCGCGUCUGACGAGGUCACGUUGCCGGCCGGGUUCACGGCUGCGGAAUUGAAGCUCAAGGCGCAGGCCGAGGGAUGGGUCGGCACGCGGGUCGAUCUGUGGUCGGAGAGCCCCGAGGAUACGAGUCGGCAGAUGCUGGUCAAGGUCAAGUAUUGGUGGCGGAAGGAGGGCGGGGAGUGGGUGCAGAUUCUGCACGACAUCAUGUACAUGGGCCCGCAUGACGGGACGCAGGGGACGGAUGGGGAGGUUCUGUGAUGUGAUGCUUGUGUUCAGAGGGAAAGUGUGUGGCGGCUACAGGGGUAGUCGGUUACAACAGAUAUACAAUGCUGUCAAUUUGUUUAUUAUUGUUUGGCUUGUUCCUACAUGUUCAUUCUCUUUAU